AGCCACCCGUGCCCGCAGCCGCGCGCGGCCGAGCCGCCAGCCCCCGGCCCGCCGUAAUGAACGCGGACAUGGACGCUGUGGAGGCUGAAAACCAAGUGGAACUGGAAGAGAAAACCCGGCUAAUCAACCAGGUCCUGGAGCUGCAGCACACUCUGGAAGACCUAUCAGCACGAGUAGAUGCUGUUAAAGAAGAAAACUUGAAACUGAAAUCAGAAAAUCAAGUUCUUGGACAGUAUAUAGAAAAUCUUAUGUCUGCAUCUAGCGUUUUUCAGACAACUGACACAAAAAGCAAACGGAAGUAAGGGGUUGGUUCCCAAGUGGUGGCACUGUAUUGCGGCUGUUUUUUGUUUUAAUUGGCAUAGGCUACAUGAGCUAAAAUACCUUAGUGUGUGGCUUUCUUGGGUAUAUGAAGAUUAACUGCAGUGAUAGGCAGAAUUAAGAACAUUAUCAUAAACCGGAGACAUGAGUUUGUGUGGUGUUAGACUUUGAACAAUGUGCAGAUGUAGUGUAGAGACUUUAUAACUAGACUUGCAUAUUUAUGUUUCAGAAAUCAGCAAUGAGCAUGUCUUGUUAACUGAAUCCAGUUUUAGUCAGGUGAAGCAAACCUGUCUGUCAGCUGCCUCGACAGUUUUAGGGUACUGUUCUUGACUAGCAAAAUAAUGCACUGUUGUAUAAAAUGGUACUGAAACCAUAUUCCAAACGAAUUCUUAAACCUACUUUGCACCACCUUUACUUCAUCUCAGAAAAAACAAGUUUUAGCGAACAUUUUAUGAUGCUAUCCAUAUCCCUCUUAGGGAGAACAAAAAGUAUGGUGUGUGUAUUUUUUGUUGGUUUGUUUUUAUUUUAAACACAAUAAGGUUCUCUGUGAAUAAAUAAAGACACGACCUUUACUUUGCAGGGUUUGUGGUUCUGGUAGUUUACGUAGAUUUUUGUUAGGCUGAAAACAUUGAGCCCAGUUAGUAAAAUGCAACAUUUUUGUUUUGUUUUGUGAAUGCUGCAUUACUGUGAUAAAACAAACUCUUUACCAUGUGUAAUAUGGUUUCUACAUUUCAAACCAGUUUCUCUUCCCCAGUUCUCUGUAUCCCAAAGAAGUGUCAAGGACUGCACCACCGUGUCUGGUCUUUAAAAAGUUUAUAUUUGAGUUAAGUAUUAAAGGAUCAUGAAAAUACUUUGAAUAGUAAGCUUGGUAGAAAAAUCUGCUCACACUUUGAACAAUAGUUCAUCUUACUCUUCUGGAAGAAUUUGCACUGAGGAACUGAAGAUCAAACCUUUCUUCAGCUCCUGCUCUUUACCCAUCCUCUGAAGUGCCAGAUUUCUCUGUACUUCUUGCCUUCUAGCUGCUACUUCUGUUACGACACUGGGGCAGAUUGCCAGAGCUAGAAGUGAUUGGCUGGUGCCUGAUCACUUUCUUUUCACUGGCUUCUAUGUCUCUAUGGCAACUUCCAAUUCCUGCCCUGGUGUACUUUCAUGCUACUAGGAAGGGGUAGAAAUUGGCAUUUGUAACACAUGGUGGAGACCAUUUAUGGCAGUAGAAAAUAGUGGAUAUUGGUCCUGUGUAGAUAAGUUCUCAACUGUGGCUACAGCCAGAAAUAGUCUAGCUCUGACUAGAGCAAGCAACUUAAUAUCCAAGUCAGCUCCCAUAUUUAAAGGUAGAGGUAUUACAUACCAAUUAAUAUUUGUAAAAACCCUUUGAAGACAAGAGUACUAUAGCUAUAUUAUAAAAACACUUUCUGACUCGCCUCCCAAUUUAAUAAGUAUCCAACUUUUAAGUCAUCAGUUUGAAACUAAUUACUUUUCUAAAGCCCUGUUUGGACUAAAAUUGAACUGAAGCCAGAACUAAAUGGUUUCUAGCAAACUGAGUAGUUAAAAUAUAUCAGCAGCGGUUUCUAUGUACAGUUGUGUUAAAUGCUUUGUUCUUAGAACUGUAAGUCAGUGAAUUAAUGGCAAAAACAUUUCCACUGUAGCUCAGUAUUAAGAGUGAAAACACAAAACUGCAAAAGUGGUAAUACUACAUAUUAUCAGCGUUGCGAUUUGCAUUAUUCUCAUCUGCUAGCAUAGCAAGCCAGUUGAUUUCUUGUAUUUUUAUUGAUGUUACCUAGACAGUCUUAAAGGUUUCUCUUGUUAAGCAGUAAAAGGGCUUAAUUGUGAAGGCUACAUUUUAUCACUGCUGUACUAAAUUCUGUAAAUUGAAGUGGGGAAAGAAAAAACAAAGGAAUUCUGAUUGGGUGAGUGGAUGUAAUGGUAAAGAAUUAAAACUACUCAAAAGUUUGAGAUUCCUUGAUAGCUAAAAACUAGACUUGAACAGCAGCACUGUAGUGGCAUAGAACUACUCAUGAGCUAGAUUUUUUUGAAUGAGACAAGGCUCUAACCUUUCCCAUCCAAAAGUGUAUUUAAAAGUUACUUCACUACUUAUUUAUUGCAGCUCAGAUGCACAGAUUGCAGUAAGCAGGUUAUUCAAUAGUAAAACAUUUGUCUCUUGAGUCCUGUUCAUAAUUAAGAAACAGUGUACUCUGACCCUAUUACAAAAAACAGAUAAAUGUAUAGUGGAUAGGACCUAACCUGCCCAAUUGUUUAUAGGAUUGUGUCGCAUACACCUAUAAUAUAAGUAUCAUAUAAAUUUAAUUUAUCCUCCUCUUACCUAUUCAAAACUUUGCAAACACUCCCAAAUACUGGUAGUAAGUAGGGAUUAAUCUGGCUAAUGGCCUACCUGUCCAAUGUUUGGGUAUAAAACAACACCCAUGAUAUUCAUUUGAGGUUUGUUUUUUUUUUUAAACAAAAACAAAAGCAGCUAUUAAGUUUUGCUCCUUUCACUUAAAAGCCAUGUCAGUACAUUACCAAUUUGCAUAGUAGAAGAUAUCCACCAUUGCCAAAUGGUAAUGGGGCAUUCCGUUGUUAGACUUGAGCUACUCUCCUAAAAAAAAAAAAAAAAAAAAAAAAAUCAAGUAAUCUCAAAACCAUUUUUGUAUUGUUAACCCUGAUAGUGAUAUUUUAGCCAUAUGUAUAUAGUAGUAGUCAUUUCAACCAGCUGUAAACAUUUUGCAUCUCACUGUGGCCUUUGUUUAAUUUAUGAACAUUUUAAAACUUGUAUUUCUGACUUUACACUAAAUAAAAGCUUUUGAUUGGU
Alligator sinensis (Chinese alligator) is the source of this 3124-nucleotide messenger RNA. It is a transcript of the gene SCOC, whose product is annotated as short coiled-coil protein. Lineage: Eukaryota; Metazoa; Chordata; Crocodylia; Alligatoridae. The coding region runs from base 57 to 302 and encodes 81 amino acids. The record is from RefSeq and is a predicted model, not a curated record. The transcript is spliced from 3 exons. Gene Ontology annotation, cellular component: trans-Golgi network.